Molecule: messenger RNA, 1303 nt
Organism: Dendrobium catenatum
Lineage: Eukaryota; Viridiplantae; Streptophyta; Magnoliopsida; Asparagales; Orchidaceae
Product: 39S ribosomal protein L46, mitochondrial
Exons: 6
Coding region: 216-923 (235 amino acids)
Cellular component (GO): mitochondrial large ribosomal subunit
Molecular function (GO): structural constituent of ribosome
Source: RefSeq, a predicted model, not a curated record
UUUAAGAUUAUGAGAAACCCAUCAGGAAAGCCCUUUUAGGGUUUAGAGUGCUACUCCACUCUCCUGAAUUAUUUCCAGGAUUCUGCUCUUGCAAUUACCGGCGGCAUCGCUCCGUUGUCCUUCCUUCGCUGUGGCUCCUAUUUGCGCAUUCCUAUCUACUAAUUUCUACUUGUUACCCGCCAAUUCCACUUCUCUUGCUCCAGACCUUCGGGAAAAUGCGAAGAUCGGCAACUUCCUUACUCCGAUCCCUGGGAUCUCGAUCGUUUUCUUCGCCAGCAACCUCCGCUUUGCAGGAGAAGAUAAUCGCCGCCGUUCUUUUUGAACGAUUGCCCGUCGUCAUUCCAAAGAUCGAUCCUGUCGUCUAUGCUUUCCAGGAAUUCUCUCUUCGAUGGGGGCAGCAGUACCGGAGGAAGUACCCUGACGAGGUAUUGGGGAGGGGGGAAGCAAGGGGAAAAGGUGACUACCAGAUUGAUUAUGUGCCAGCUCCACGGAUCACUGAAGCUGACAAGACCAAUGACCAGAAGUCAUUAAAGAGAGCACUCGAUAGAAGGUUAUAUCUUCUCCUAUAUGGUAGCACGUAUGGAGCUCCUAACAAGAAACCUGUUUGGCACUUUCCUGAAAAAGUUUAUGAAAAUGAAGAUACAUUGAGAUUGUGUGCUGAAUCAGCACUAAAGUCCGUGCUUGGUGGGCUUGAUCAUACAUACUUUGUUGGGAAUGCUCCUUUUGCGCACAUGGUUAUAGAAACAACAGAAAUCUCCCAUGAUUCUACUCGCUUCAAGAGAUUCUUUUUCAAAUCACAAGUUAUUGGUGUUACCAAAUUAAACGUUGGAAAGUGUGAAGAUCAUGUAUGGGUGACGAAGGAUGAACUGAUCAAGUAUUUUCCUGACCAGGUUGAGUUUCUCAACAAGAUGAUCAUCAGUUAAAAAAUUAUCUCUAAGCUGUUGUUUGAAGGAUUAUUCUCACAGGCUUAUUAAGGCCCGGGGCUUCUUCAUGAUAUCGAAUCUCAGGCCUCUGAUCGUAUUUUCUGAAGAACUACUUCUUGAUAUAAUGGUCAUAUUUCACUCAACCAUUUUGUGAUCCUUGAAAGGGAAAGCAGGUCAACAUUAUAAACAUAUAUUUUUUUCUUCUGGAUAUCAUGCAGAGGAAGAAAAAAAGCCUUUGAUGAAGUGAUUAUGCAUUGCACAUUAUGUAUGUGCAUGUAGUGCUCUUAAUUUAAAUGUUUUAAUUUAAUGAUCUCAUUCAAAUGAAUGAUAAAUAUAACUAUUCUUGAUUUGUGAAAAUGUUUAAGGCUUUGUGUGGGAUA